AUGGCCAUGGACCAAAAGGAAGAGCCAACCACGAAACUAUCGCUCGCAAAGAUUCCUGGCGUUGGAGGCAAUGGAGGAAGGCCCUUUGACUCUGGCUGCAACCCAACUGGUGUCUGGCAAGUGCACGUUGAGUGUGGACCAAUCUUCUCAUAUGUGUUGCAGAAUGGAAAAUACUAUACAUCAACUGUCAAGCGAAUCUUUUUGAGAUUUCACAAAACUUGCAGCAACCGAGGAGAUGCCAUCUACUAUCAUUGGUACCCAGCUGGCUUGAACGUUGGCACCAAGAAAUAUUUCUUCAAUGUGAAUGAUGGUGAUAGCAUCGUAAAGACUGUGGUCUGGUCGGAUGGUUUCCUGGUCAAUGCAAUUCAGUUCUACACUGAAAAAGGGAUUGUUUCUCCCAUGUAUGGCUUGCCACGACCCGAAUCUUUGGAAAGUGAAUUCAAAGGCCCCCAAGGAUCACAAUUGGUGGGAAUUCAUGGCAGAUAUGGUGCUGCCAUUGACAAGCUUGGCUUCUCCUUUGCCAAAGUCAAUGAACGUCCCCACGCAGCCAUCAUGGCAAGCCCCUGCCUCCCAGAAGGCAUGAAAUGGAACAUAAACAAGAUCGCCGCAGUGGGUGGUUGUGGUGGUAGGCCGUUUGACUCUGGGUGCAAUCCCUCCAAUGUCAAGAAGGUGCACAUUGAAAUUGGAUCUAUGAUGACGAACUUUCAAAAGGACGCCAAGUAUCCAUGCACCAUCAAGCGAAUCUAUCUCGAGUUUGAUGACUACCCUGGUGCAUGCGACAACACAGACGUUGCCUUCCAUGGUUGCAGCGUGCGAGGACAAUGGGAAAAGGAGGAACAUACAUUCGAGGUCAACCCAGAUGAUGGGAUUACCAAGAUUGUUGUCUGGUCAGAUGGAACUCGUGUCACUGCAGUUCAACUGCAUACCCUAAGGGGCUUUGUCUCCCCCAUGUAUGGCAUGUACCUCCCAGGUUUAGAAGCAACAGAGUUUGAAGGUGGCAUGCCCCUCCCGGGGUCAGAAGCCACAGAGUUUGAAGGUGGCCCUAGUUCCCGAUUGGCAGGUAUCCAUGGAAGAUUUGGCACUGCUGUUGACCAGCUUGGGUUUUCCUUUGCUACUGCCACAAAAAUCGCCAGUGACGCACCCUCAGGAGACGAGUCCACUUGCUCAACCGACGAAUCCGAUCAUGUAAGUGAACUUUCGUCGUGA
Molecule: messenger RNA, 1206 nt
Organism: Seminavis robusta
Lineage: Eukaryota; Bacillariophyta; Bacillariophyceae; Naviculales; Naviculaceae
Source: the annotation of a GenBank genome assembly